AUGCCGCUCUCGACGCGCAAUGCGUUCUAUCUUAGGGCGUCGAAUUAUCGCGUCGUCCCGCUCUUCCUGUACCUCGACGAGCGCCAUGUAGACUGGAUGAGCAGCGACGUCCUCGAAGCCGUGAUCAGCAAACUGCAGCCCAAGAUCAAAGAUCUGUUGACGGUGUCGCGGUACGAGAAGAAGCACAAAGUCUACGUUGAGCGCGGCGAGGGGUACCAGUACUGCUACUUCCUGCGGAACACGACGCGCACCGAGGUCGUGCUCCUCAAGAAGAAGACGUUCUCCCUCCGCGCCCCCUCGCCACAGCCCGCUCCCGAGCCCGCUCCGCAACCAAGCAAGAAACGCAAGCGCGCUACACGCCCACGGAUGGUGGACGUUGAAGUAGACAUGGAGACCGCAAGAGAUGACCAAGAACUGGAGGAGGAGGAGGUCGAGGUCAAAGCAGAGCCGCUCGACGACGGCGAGUACGUCCCGCCCAAGUCCCCGGCGGAAAUCGAGGACGAGGAGCACGAGGUGCAGAUCAAGGACUGGAAACCAGACGUGACCGUUGCGUACCAAGGCUUCGGCACAUCCUCAGUGCAGCUCGUGCUUAUCGUUGAGCCGUACCCGCCGCUCCCACCAGAGGAAUACGCACCACCCGCGUCGCGCCUCUCCACUCGCUCUGUGUCCGCCAUGACCAGCCGCAGCCGCAGUCGCACCGGCGUCAAGGGAACGCGGUACUCGUCUACCUCGCUCGCGCUCGAUGCUGCGCCACGCGUCCCAGUGCCGCAGGUGCGGAACAUGCGGAACGCGACGCGCUCAGCCUCUGUUGCGGACCCUUCACAGUCGUGGCGAGGCGGGUCGCGCAACCUGCGUGACGCUAGCGCUACGCCGUUUGGAGCAGGUGGGAGAACGAGAGGCACGCCGCUGUUCAUGCCCCGCGACACGCCGUUUGACAAUGACGAGGAGGACGAGGAGGAGCACGAGGCCUUCGCUGAGGCGUUACGAGACGGCCGCUUCCGCCUCCCCUCUGUUGCGCCACGCACACAAGACGAGGAGGACCAGAACCCAUUUGACGAGCCGGAGGGUAUGAUGGCCCUUGGGGAGCGGCUGGUCCACGCAUCCCAGAUUGAGGAGAGUGUUAUCCGUAACGCGGCGGGAUGGGAGGAGAUGGGCGAAGGCGAGACCAGCGAUGUGCUGGGACCGCAGGAGCUAGGGGGCUAG
Messenger RNA from Cutaneotrichosporon cavernicola, 1203 nucleotides. RefSeq lists its product as uncharacterized. Lineage: Eukaryota; Fungi; Basidiomycota; Tremellomycetes; Trichosporonales; Trichosporonaceae. The record is from RefSeq and is a predicted model, not a curated record. The coding region runs from base 1 to 1203 and encodes 400 amino acids. The transcript has 5 exons.